Messenger RNA from Rhineura floridana, 4147 nucleotides. Its product is annotated as putative phospholipase B-like 2. The transcript has 12 exons. Lineage: Eukaryota; Metazoa; Chordata; Lepidosauria; Squamata; Rhineuridae. The coding region runs from base 76 to 1761 and encodes 561 amino acids. Gene Ontology annotation, biological process: phospholipid catabolic process. The record is from RefSeq and is a predicted model, not a curated record. Gene Ontology annotation, cellular component: extracellular region. Gene Ontology annotation, molecular function: glycerophospholipase activity.
CGGGGCUCCUCCUCCGGCGCCAUCAGCAGCUCACGCGGGACUUCAGUCCUGGCCCGGGGACUUCUCUAGCCGCCCAUGGCGCACCUCCUCCCGCUUCUUCUCCUGGCGUCUCUGGCGCAGGCCGCCCGUCCGCCGCCUCCUCUCUUUCCCGAUCCCCGCUCAGAACCGGCCCGCAGCUGCUCGGUGGUGCUGGACCCCGUUUCCGGGCAGCUGAAGACCCUGAGCGGCUGGGCCCCCGCCGCCGUCGCCUGGGCGAACCUGACCGACAGCAUCCGCGACACCGGAUGGGCUUCCCUGGAGCUCAUAACCAAUGACAAGUUUAACGACAGCAUCCAGGCCUACGCGGCAGGGCUGGCUGAAGCAGCUGUGUCUCAGCAGCUCAUCUACAUGCAUUGGAUGAACACGAUGGUGGGCUAUUGCGGACCCUUUAAGUACGAGACGGAUUAUUGCCAGAAGCUGAAGAAUUACAUCGAAAGCAACCUGGCUUGGAUGGAGCAGCAGAUGGAGGCGGCGGAAGACUCUGCCUACUGGCACCAGGUACGCCUUGCCCUACUGCAGUUGAAAGGCCUUGAGGAUGGUUAUAGCGGACGGGUGGCCUUCCCAGUUGGCAAAUUCUCCAUUGCCCCCUUUGGCUUCCUCUUGUUCCAGUUGGGGGGUGAUUUGGAAGACCUGGAAUCAGCUUUCAACAAACCUGGGAAGCAGCCCAUCCUUGGCUCUGGAUCCUGCUCGGCCUUCAUCAAGCUGUUGCCCGGCAACCAAGAUCUCCUUGUCUCCCAUGACACAUGGAACGCUUACCAGUCUAUGCUUCGCAUCCUCAAGAAAUACACCUUGCCGUUCCGGACUUCAGCCCACAGUGACGGCUUGAUCCCCGGGUUCACCCAGACUUUCUCCUCGUAUCCGGGCGCCAUCUUCUCGGGAGAUGAUUUCUACAUCUUGAGUAGUGGAUUGGUGUCUCUGGAAACCACCAUUGGGAACAGCAACAGCACCCUGUGGAGGUACAUCCAGGCCAAGGACAGCGUCUUUGAAUGGCUGCGCAACAUUGUGGCCAAUCGGCUGGCGACGAGUGGAGGAGAGUGGGCGACCAUCUUCCAGAAGUUCAACAGUGGCACGUACAAUAACCAGUGGAUGAUUGUGGAUUAUAAGUCUUUCGUCCCAGGCAAGGCCAGCCUCCAGGAGGGCGUCCUCACAGUUCUGGAGCAGAUUCCGGGCAUGGUGAUUUCGGACGACAUGACCCAACUGCUGUACCAAGAGGGCUACUGGGCAAGCUACAAUUUGCCGUACUUUCCAGAAAUCUUCAAUGCCAGUGGCAUUCCUCAGCUGGUGCAGAAAUACGGUGACUGGUUCACCCAUGAAAAGAACCCCCGGGCCCAGAUAUUCCGGCGCAACCAGACACUCAUCCGGGACAUGGACUCUAUGAUCCAGCUUAUGAGGUACAACAACUUCCCAAAGGACCCGCUCUCCCGGUGCCAAGGCUGUGAUCCGCCACAGAAUGGUGAAAACUCUAUUGCUGCCCGCUCAGAUCUCAACCCCGCUAAUGGAACAUACCCCUUUGGGGCCCUGCGCCAGAGGCCCCAUGGAGGGACUGAUAUGAAGGUGACUUCCUUUGAGAUGGCCAAGAACUACAGUUUUGUUGCCACCAGCGGGCCAACCUGGGACGACUUGCCCCCUUUCCAGUGGAGUUCUUCUCCCUUUCGCAACCUGCUACACAUGGGACACCCCGACUUCUGGAGAUUCUCGCCCAUCCGGGUCCGCUGGGGCUGAUGCCUGGGAGGGAGUCAGACUUCCCCCAUCACGCAGGGCUUCAUGCUGGGUGCGAUCCCAGCUGGUCCCACACAGCUUUGUGGGCGCAUGUUGCACACUCUCUUGAAGGAAUGAGGGAGGUGUUCUCUUUUUUUAACUCUCGAAAGGCCGAGAGCAUUUGAUAAUGAAGGGAUAUAAUCAGGGUUAUUCGUAUGCUGUGAUUCAACGAGGCUGCAGGAAAAGCACUAUCUUUGGCUGCCUGAGAAUGUUAGCUUGCUGUUAGCUUGUGUUGUUUUUAAAGUUUCUAGCCCUUAUGGCUGCAAAAAAUACCCUGAAAGCACACAGGCCAAUGUCUGCUGCAAUCUCAUUCAGGUAGAUGGGUGGCUGAAUAAGACUGCUGGCACUCCAGGGUGGAGGAAUUAUUGGGGAGGGAGGGAGGUGCUUCAUCGAAUCUGCAAGCCCCACCUCCUGAACCCGUAUCAAUUUUAGGUGAAACAUGCCUCCCCCUAGAGCAGCCUAAAAAUAGUGGUUGAGGGGGUUAUCACAAAAAGGAUGCCGAGCAUUCUCCCAUCUCCCCCCCCCCCAUAGUUAUGCCAUACAUAAUUUCUUGGAAAACCUACCGUAAGCUAUGCAAAAUAGUCAUAAGUGCAGAAUCUGACAUGCAGAAUAAGUGACAUUAUUGAUGGGCUUGAGUAAGCGGGGCUGGUUGAGAGAUGCUGUUUUUUGUGCUGCAGAAUGUUCAGUCUCUUUGAGCAUAGGAUCCACGACAGCCCACAAUUUGUGUGCACCUCUUGGUGCCCAAGAGAUAGAAUAAGACUUGGGCUUCCUUUCCUUGCUUUUUCCUCCUCUUCUUGCCAAAUUCCUUGAACUUGAAAAGCUUCGCCAAUAUCCUUGCAAGAUUCAAGGCCUCAAGGCCUCCUUCUCGCCUGCAGGAAUUUUGCGCGCCUACAGGGGCACUCUGGUUUCUUCCAGCUCCUGGUGCUGCGUCGAGGGGUGAGUGUGAGCUCUCAGAGUAUCACAGAGGGAAGAUGAGUAGCGCUGGGUCCUGGGGUUUUUCCUAGUUAGGGAGUCCUCUCUUCACGGUCCUAUACCAAAGGUUUGGGCGCAUGUGCGCUGCAUGCUUAAACUGCUUUAACUGGCAUGGCUUUCCCCAGAGAAUAUUGGCAUCUUCCAUUCAGAAACAGCCAUAAUGGGGAAAGGCAACAGUGCUGUGAUGAAGGGUGUGCUCUACCUGCAAAAGGUUCAGUCCCCAGCAUCUCCAGAUAGGGCUGCAAAAGCCCGUGCUUGAAUCCAUGAACAGCCGCUGCCAGUCAGUGUAGACAGUACUGACCACCUCUCUCUCUCUCUCUCUCUGCGUCUUCUCAAAGUUAUUUUGCUGCCAUUGCCUUGAAUCCGCUGUCCGCUGUCUUAGGACUUCAGAGCAGGGAUCCUGCCAAAAGUUGCUGGAUUGCACUUUCCCAUCAUCCCUGACCCUUGGCCACACUGGCUGGAGCAUCUUUAUGUAUUUUGUAAAAUGGUUACAGAGGAUAUUGUCCAUUGCAUCUAUACUAUACGUUUAAAUGUACAUGUGCAGAGCCUCAUCAGGAUACCUCCUUGUGGGGAGGACUGUCCAUGCAUAGAAUUCCUUCCAAUAUAAGUUGAAUGCAAGGACUGUGGGGCCACAUUCACACCAUACAUUUGUUCAACUAUUAUGCUUUAAACAGGCAUGGCUUCCCCCAAAGAAUCCUGGGGACUAUCAUUUGUUAAGUAGUGCUGAGAAUUGUUAGGAGACUCCCUCUUCCCCUACAAUUCCCAUUUUCCUGGAAAGAGGGAUUGACUGUUAAACCAGUCUGGGAAUCGUAGCUCCGUGAGGGGAACAGGGGUCUCCUAACAGCUCUCUGCACCUUCCACAAACUAUAGUUCCCAGGAUUACUUACGGGGAAUCCAUGUCUGUUUAAAGUGGUAUAACAGUGCAUUAAAUGUACGGUGUGGAUGUGGCCAUAUGUCUUUUGUACCAGGCUCUGUUCAGUGGGGCUUUUUUUUGCAGUGCGGGGGGGGGGAUGUUUUCUAGUAAAACAUAGUAGAUUCUGCAAGUCUGAAGCCUGUUUUCCCCCUUCCCUGGUUUUAUAUUCUAAUUACAAACAUGAAAAAUGCAAGAAAAAAAACCCACCAAAACAAAUUGUCCUCUGUGCUUAGGAAUUAUAAGGGACAUCUAUCCUCUCUCUUUGCCUCCUUCCGCUGCUCCUUGAGCCAAAAGAGAUGGAUCUAUCUGUUGGUAGCAUAAGCUGUGCCCCUGUGGAUCAGGGUACAUGGGUGUGUUGGUGAGACAUAUGAAGGAUUUUUCUGUCUUGCCUCGUCUGAUCAAAAGUUUGAACCUUUUUGAUUUUGUGUUUGUCUUAAUAAAUAUCAACGCCAACUUGUCUCCCCA